CUUCCCGGGCGGCAUGGGCGGCAUGGGCGGCAUGGGCGGCGGGAUGCCCAACGUCCCGCCCGAGCUGCUCAGCGCCAUCAUGUCGGAUCCCGAGCUGAUGGCCGCGAUGCAGAAGCCCAAGGUGAUGGCGGCUCUGCAGGAGUGCAUGUCCAACCCCGCCGCGAUCGGGAAGUACGCGAGCGACCCGGAGUUCCAGUACAUCAUCCAGAAGCUCCAGAAGGUCAUGCCGGGCGGUCCCAUGGGCGGCGGCGGCGGCGGUCCCGGAUUCGGCAGCGGCAUGCCGGGCGGAUUCGGCGGAUUCGGAGGGGCGGCCGGCGGCCAGGGCGGCGCCUCCGUCGACGAGGUGGAUUGACACCCGCGCGGAGUCACCAGGGGAGGUUCGACGAGCUAUGAUCAAUGUACGAGUCGUAUGGCUUCAAACACUUUGGCGACAACUCCUGCUUCUCCGGUGCAACGACUGAUAGAACCCGUAUCUCUUAUUGCUUCCACGACGAAGCAGCAGUCGUUGCACUCGAAGCAGGAGUCGCCGCCGCCGACGCACCAGCUCGGCGAACCUCCCGUGAUGGCCGACCAGCGACGCCUGUGACGACCGACGCUCCCGCGAACAGAAGAACGAUGCGAGACGCGUUGGUUUACCACCCGUGACAUAGAGCUCGCGUUUUAUUACCAUUCGAGAGCGCG
Micromonas commoda is the source of this 681-nucleotide messenger RNA. RefSeq lists its product with no specific name. The coding region runs from base 14 to 352 and encodes 112 amino acids. Lineage: Eukaryota; Viridiplantae; Chlorophyta; Mamiellophyceae; Mamiellales; Mamiellaceae. Gene Ontology annotation, molecular function: Hsp70 protein binding. The record is from RefSeq and is a predicted model, not a curated record. The transcript has a single exon.